Knipowitschia caucasica is the source of this 1686-nucleotide messenger RNA. The record is from the annotation of a GenBank genome assembly. Lineage: Eukaryota; Metazoa; Chordata; Actinopteri; Gobiiformes; Gobiidae.
AUGCGUCUGGCGCUGAAGUUGGAAGAUGUUGCUUCUGUGGGACCAGAUCACAUUAAAACGUUUACUGUAAGGGCAGUCGUGGAUGGCAAGGCCUAUCCCGAAGGUGUGGGGAAGAACAAGAAAGAAGCCAGACAAAUGGCUGCUAAGUAUGCCCUGGAAGGUGUAUUCAAUGACCUGGCAUCGGAAUCAACAGAGACAGCCUCUCUCAAACCACCGCCUUCACCAAUGCAAUCAACAGGUAUCCCCCAGGCUAAUUACAUGUGCUGGUUGAAUCAAUAUGGACAGAGAAACAAUGUCUUCAUCAAAGCAGUGGAGUCCACUAAACUAGAACCAUCUAAUUCACCUCAAUGCUGUAAAUUUGUGGUAGGAGAUAAGGAGUACCCAGAAGCUUACGGAACAACAAAAAAACAAGCCAGAGAAGAGGCAGCUAAGCUUGUUCACAGUGAAAUAGUUGGCAGCGAAUCUUCUCAAGCUGAUGAUAGCGCUCUCAAUCAGGCGAACAAUCAAAGCAAAAUCAAUAUCUACCACGAUUAUAAGUUGGAGAAUCGAUGUGGUCCUGCCCAUAACCCUCGAUUUUUUUACAGGGUCAUCAUUGAUGGAAAGGAGUAUCCUGUGGCUGAAGGAAAGAGCAGUAAAGAAGCAAAGCAGAAAGCAGCUCAAUUGGCCUGGUCCAGUCUGCAGGAGCAGUCAGACUGGGACAGCAAGGUCUCUGUUCGAUCCUCUGAAGUCUUGACUCCUCAUGUUGUUGUGAGUCCUGAUGUGAAGCCCAAAAUAAAGCUAGCAGCAAGUUUUCACAAUCCUCGUAGAAAUCAAAGUCUAGAGGGAACACCACAACAACCAGGAAACUCAAGAUUUUCGUCAGAUUAUGACUGCAUUGAGACUAUUGGCAGUGGAGCCUUUGGACUGGUUUUCAAAGCAAGACAAAAACUGCUUGAGAAAUAUUUUGCCGUAAAGAUCAUUCGCUGCAAAGUGAAAGCUCUGAGAGAAGUCAAGGCUUUGUCGGAUCUGAACCACGUGAAUAUCGUGAGGUACUACACUUGUUGGAUGGAGGACACAACGUACCAGGACUUCUCCACUGACAGCGGCAGCUCCACUCAAUCCACCGGAGACCCUCCUGAAAAGUUCCUUUACAUUGAGAUGGAAUUAUGUGACACUAAAACCCUUCGAGUCUGGAUCGAUGAGAAAAACACUCAAAAUGUGAAGAAAUCCCGUCGUGACAUACGGAGACGAGAGGAGAGCCUGAAGAUCGUUCAGCAGCUGAUCUCUGGAGUGGAGUACAUUCACUCUCAGACGCUGAUCCACAGAGACCUGAAGCCGGCGAACAUCUUGUUUGGCCGCGAUGAAAAGGUGAAGAUUGGAGACUUUGGCCUGGUCACUGCGGAGAACGAUGAUGAAGCAAAUGUAAUCGAACGAACAGUUUACAAAGGCACCCCAUCAUAUAUGGCCCCUGAGCAAAGAAACAGGAAAACUGUCUAUGAUCGCAAAGUGGAUAUUUUUGCUUUGGGACUGAUUUAUUUCGAACUCCUUUGGAAAAUAGAAACAGGACACGAACGAGCACAAGGACAGAUAGUAAAGUCCAUGCUGUCGGAGCAGCCGCAGGAUCGACCUGAAGCUGCAGGAGUGAAGGCUGAGCUGGAGGAAUGUGCCCUGUCACUUAUUCAGAUAAAAGACAUGCGAACAGUUUGA